Exaiptasia diaphana is the source of this 2110-nucleotide messenger RNA. Its product is annotated as adenylosuccinate synthetase isozyme 1 A. The transcript has 17 exons. The record is from RefSeq and is a predicted model, not a curated record. Gene Ontology annotation, cellular component: cytoplasm. Gene Ontology annotation, biological process: 'de novo' AMP biosynthetic process; IMP metabolic process. Lineage: Eukaryota; Metazoa; Cnidaria; Anthozoa; Actiniaria; Aiptasiidae. The coding region runs from base 103 to 1437 and encodes 444 amino acids. Gene Ontology annotation, molecular function: GTP binding; adenylosuccinate synthase activity.
UGCGUUUUGCAAUUUCACUAUUAACCAACAAGCGUUCGCAGCGAGUAUAUUCUUUGCUAGGACAAAGCGAAACUUGGUUCAAAUUUUACAAGCCUUCCCAUCAUGCCAGAGAUAAUAAUUUAUGAAAAUGGAAUGUACAGACCUCUAUAUGAGGCAAAGCGUCCAAGAAACAAAGUAACAGUGGUUUUAGGAUCCCAGUUUGGCGACGAAGGCAAGGGUAAACUCGUGGACAUAUUGGCCACUUCUGCAGACAUUGUUUGCCGAUGCCAGGGUGGAAACAAUGCAGGUCACACGGUGGUUGUUGGAGAAAAACGUUAUGCCUUUCACAUUCUUCCAAGUGGUCUCAUUAAUAAGAAUGCCAUGAAUGUCAUUGGUAAUGGUGCUGUCAUCCACGUUCCACAGUUAUUUCAAGAAAUGGAAGAUCUCAAAGCACAAGGAAUCACUGACUGUGCUAAAAGACUAAUCAUAUCCAGCAGAGCUCAUCUUGUCUUUGACUUGCACCAAGAGGCUGACCGACUCAGGGAGAUGGGAAAAUCAAGUAUUGGCACAACCAAAAAGGGCAUUGGACCAGCUUAUGCUUCAAAGGCCCAAAGGCUAGGCCUCCGAGUUUGUGAUCUUGUCGGAAAUUUUGAUAUCUUCACAGAAAAAUUCAGAUUGCUGGCCAACCAUUUCCAGAGACUAUUCCCAGACUUACAAGUAAACUUUGAUGGAGAGUUCGAGAAAUACAAGGAAUAUGCCGAGAGGAUCCGCCCUCUAGUGCGUGACACUGUUGGUUAYAUGAACCAAGCUCUCCAGAAAUCGAAUCUGAAUAUUGUGAUAGAAGGAGCCAAUGCCAUGAUGCUUGAUAUUGACUUUGGUGGAUAUCCCUAUGUAACCUCGUCCAACUGCAGCGCUGGUGCAGUCUGCACAGGUCUUGGUAUACCACCAAGUGCUGUUGGUGAUGUCUAUGGCCUUGUUAAAGCCUACAACACAAGAGUCGGCACUGGGGUCUUCCCUACUGAACUCACUGACGAGAUUGGAGAUAAGUUGCAGCGCCUCGGCUCAGAAUGGGGUGUGACAACAGGCAGGAAAAGACGAUGUGGAUGGCUUGAUCUUGCUAUUCUGAAGUUCUCACACAUGAUCAAUAACUUCGCAGCGCUUGCAGUUGCAAAGCUUGACAUUCUUGAUGACUUCGACGAGGUGAAAAUCGGUGUUGCAUAUCGAUACAACGGAAAGGUGCUGGAAUCGUACCCUGAAACCCAAGAGCUGUUAAAAGAAAUCGAGGUGGAAUACGUUACAAUGCCAGGAUGGAAAACAAAAAUCACCGAAUGUCGCAGYUUUGAACAACUUCCUACCAACGCGCAAAAUUACAUCCGAAARAUCGAGGAGGUCGUUCAGAUACCAGUUCGUUGGGUCGGCGUUGGACCAGCACGUGACGCCAUGAUUUCAAUUUUUUAAACUUAACAAUACGCAAUUUUAGCGCUUUUGUACGUAUAUACACUUUUUGCUUACGUUUAUUAUUUUACGUUUCCGCUAAAGCAAGUGUACUACUUGCUUGGGGUUCAGUUUACAUUAAAAAAGUAUAAAUAUGAUGAUUUGCAAACAAACGCAAUACAAAUAUGAAAAACAAGCUGAGUGUAAUUUUCCAAAAUUAAAUUUCACGGCUACGCGAUUAUAAGUAAUAAUUUAAGAAACGYAUUCAAUGAAUCUUACAUUCUUGUUAAAGGGGCAUCAAUUCGGCUUGGUAACGCCACUGACGUGUCGUCGGCCGUAUACAGCAAUUUCAAAAAUCUUUUAGUGAUAAGAUAGUGUAUUCCAAGACCAAAACGCAUGGUUGGUCAUGUUUGCACCGCUUAAAAAGGGAUUUAUUGUUUCAGAGUAACUAUACCAGAGCUCUGCACCUUCUAUUGAAAACAUUUUAAUAUCCAAUUGUCUUUUAUAACGCUUAAUUGAUUAAGCCCUCGACGCUUUUUGAAAUAGCUGUUUAUAGGAAUAAGUCUCUGCAGUGGUUUGUUUUUUUGUUUUGUCGAUGUGUAUUUUACAAUAAUUUUGAAGAGUUUUAUAAGUUUAUAUCUUGUCAAAAUAAUUUGUUAAAAGAAAUGACAAUACAAAUAAAAGCAUUGCACGAAAA